Pseudo-nitzschia multistriata is the source of this 2678-nucleotide messenger RNA. The record is from the annotation of a GenBank genome assembly. Lineage: Eukaryota; Bacillariophyta; Bacillariophyceae; Bacillariales; Bacillariaceae.
CGCACGUUCCGCAAUCCAAAACACUGCAAAUAAAGCACAAACGCAAACGCAAGCGCAAGCCCAAGCGCAAACGAACACCCACCAUGGCAGACAAAGACGGAAAAUCGGACACUUGCAAUCUCCCAGAGAAGAAAGGAGAGCUGCGGCAAACCCAAACAGAAAGACAAACACAAACCCAAUCGCAACAAAAAUUCUCCAGCAGGAUUACGGAAGAGAUCAGCUGUCCCAUCUGCCUGGACAUUCUGGUUCGGCCGCUGACGCUCGCUCCCUGCGGACACUCGUUCUGCAAGAGCUGCUUCUCGGCGUCUUCCCUUUCGUCGUCCUCGUCGUCCUCUUGCCCCGAGUGUCCCCAGUGCCGGCAGCCCGUGGAGGGAUCGGCUCCCUCGCGAAGGCUCGCGGGCCUGAUCGAGACCCUGGUGGCGGUCCCCAACGCCCUCUUCGAGAACAAGGACAAGGACCGGGAGUCCUACCUCGAGCGGGCCAAGCGGGAAGCCGACCGCGAGAAGGCGGACGCCGAAGCCCGCAGGGCUGCUCCCCGCCAGAGGAGCCGGAAGCGAUCGAGGCAGGUUUCACGGGCCACCAGCAACAGCAGCAACAGCAGCAGCAACAACACCGCCAAUCCCACUUUCAAUCCCACCGCGCAGCAAAGACAAAGAUCGCACCGCGGCACCGGGCAACCCGCGCGCAGCGGCGGGCACCACCCGCAAAGCGGCCCGUACCCGUAUUGGCACGGCUACUACUACCACCACUUUCCUUCCGCACCGGUUCCCCCGUCUCGGUCGGCGCCUCCGACGCGGAGCACGGGAAGUUCUUCCGCGCAACAACAGCAGCAGCAGCAACAACAACAACAACAACCGCACGCUCCCUCGCCCGGCGCCUCCUUCGAUCCGAUGGCGGCCCCGCUCCCCCCGCCCUUUGACUACCCCGGUGCCCCGGGGGACACGGCGACCGAUCCGAUCUGCAUCGAUUAGAUGAGAACGGAAAGGAUCGGAACGGAACGGAACGAAACCGAUCGACUUGACGGGGGAGAUUGGUAAGAAGAAGAACAAAACCACAACAAAACAGGCCCCAAACCACCGCCUUUCGGACGGGUGUCGGCGGACUACCAGAUAUUGUUUUGGGCACUCCCAACGGCGUGUCCCGCUGCUGUUCGAAAGAAACAAAACAAACGAAACACAACCUGUCCUUUUGUUGUCGCUUUGCCGUUCCGUGGUGCAAAACAACACGCAAUGCCGGAAACACGCUGCAGAAUCCCAAAAAGGACAAAGGGGAGACGCAUGGCAUGGCAUGGCACGGCACGGUAUCGCGCAUUUUCGUUCCCACCAUUACGCGGAUGAGAUUCGCUGGACUGCGAACGCCGCGUUGGCUUGAUGGUGGUGUGUUGUGCCAUGCUGUGCUGUGCUGUGCUGUGCUGUGCAGGGGCAACCGCAGGCACUCCCGGAUCGCCUCGCCACCACGCGGCACGGAAAGCCCGCGCAUCGCAUUGCAUUGCAUUGCAUCGCAUCGGUUUCUGCUUGCUCUAGCGAGGCAAGAGAUUGCCGAGAAUGGGCAUGGCAUCGAUCGGUGCUUGCUUGCUUCCGUGGUCCGUCCGGGCGGACAAACCACCGGUGCAACGCAGUGCGGAGCAGCGCCGGACCGAAUCGGUGCGAUCGCUUCGCGCGGCAUGGCAUGGCAUGGCAUGGCAUGACAGGCGCCGGAACCACCAACUCCCCGGGAGGACGAGACGAACCCUGCGAGUAGUGAUCGCACAAACCCCGUCGCGGUUUGGGUUUCCGCCAAGACGACAAAAAACAUCAAUCGCAAGCCCUUGGCUGCAGGACGAGGCGACGAAACAUCGGGCGUCGAAUUUGGUGGGCACGCUGGCGGCAUUGCUUCGCAUCUUGGUCUGCGCCAACCACGAGCCAGGUGUUUGGCUCCCUUUGCGCAGUGGCUGGGUCGCGAAGGAAGGGAUUUCGGAACACCGCACAAAAAUGCCGCGCUGGAUUGGUUUGGGUGCGUACCUCCGAUGGACGUGUUUCGUCAACGAGCUAUAGUACCGUAUAACAACGUAUUAAAAAUCCUUCCCCUACAGCUAGAAGAUGCCUGGAUCCGGUCCUAAGCCGGAUGGGGCCUGUAUAGGUUCACAGGAAUAGGUGCAGGCAGGUACACAACGGAUUUUAGAAAAGGAAUACGGAAUUGCUGAACACUGUAGGCAUCGAGAGCACGAGCGCGACUAUGGUACAUAGUUUGGGCUUCUCUCGAUAUCUGCCCUCCAGUUCGAUACUACUACCCCUCGGCAAGCUUUUAAGCACCGUUGUCCAAACCGUUAGUGGUGCUCGGAGUCUUCUUUUUGGGAUUUAGUCGUUCACCUUGGGAAGACCGGACACGAUUCUUCCUUUCCUCCAACACAGGUCAUAAAAAUUCUUUUCCUCCCCUAGUAGACGAACAAAGAUCUUCUUCCCCUCUCUUAGCCAGUGCUUGACUGAUACUAAUGAUAACGAGUAUAUUGGCCCACGGGUUUUCCAAAAGUGUGGUUCGUUGUGGGAUUGAAAGCUAGUAAUAGGGAAGUAUGCAUCCAAAACAAGGCUUUGAUGUUUGAGGAAGGUAAUACUACUAGUAGGUCUAGGUGUUUGGUUAAAAAGGGAUUACUACCCAGUAUCUGUACAAUUAUAUGUGGUCUAUAAAAUAAAGCAAGUGGU